Capronia epimyces CBS 606.96 is the source of this 804-nucleotide messenger RNA. RefSeq lists its product as uncharacterized. Bases 1 to 804 code for a protein of 267 amino acids. The transcript has a single exon. The record is from RefSeq and is a predicted model, not a curated record. NCBI's taxonomy places the organism in Eukaryota, Fungi, Ascomycota, Eurotiomycetes, Chaetothyriales, Herpotrichiellaceae.
AUGGCCGGUCUCAACGCCCUCCCAACGCAUCGCAUCCACAGCACUACCCGCCUCUCUCACCGCGAAGCACAUAGCUUCCUCACCGGCUUCCUCGAGCGCGCAGACAUCGACGCCGCAUACCGGCCGGACUCGACGUUGACGGAGCGCGGCCCGCAGGCGGUGUCGACCGGCGCCAGCCCCAACUUGACCCUGCACCACCUCAAGCGCAUCCUGUUGGGCAUGGAAGGGAAGCGAGUCGGAGGUGAUUUGGCUGGGGUCGGGGCCACUGACGAUGGGGCGGAACCCGAGAACGAGAACGAGAACGAGAACACUACAGCCACUACCACAGCUGCCACAGCUACCGCAGCUACACGCAACAAGCGAGGCCUAGAACCUACUGCACGAGACGACGGAGGCGCAGCAGCGAAAAAGUCCAAACGCAAAAUUUCCAAUCUGGCCGCCGAGGAGGGCGAGGACGCAGACGCUGACGCAGAUGCUGGGCCUGCCGCUGCCGUGAUGGCUGGCUCUGACGCCGAUGCCGAGGGCUGGCAGGACAAAGACUCGUUCGCCCUCACUCAGACCGCGGAUAACUUGGAGGCCACGGCCGAGGAUCGCCAUCCCGGCGCAGACCUCGAGCAGCCGGCCGAUCAGGCCGAAGAGGAGGAGAUGAUGCACGUCGAGGUCCAAGGGUCGGCCAAGAAGGCCAAACUGUCCCAACAAGACAAAGACGAGAGAAGGAGACUCAAGAAACUGCGCAACAAAGAAGAGAAGGCCCAAAAAGCAGAGAAGGCUAAGAAAAAGAGCAAGAGCAAGAGUAAGGAGUGA